CCCUCUCGCUCUCAUAUCUCUUUCGCUCUCUCUGCGGAUCGACCAUUGGACGCGUCACUCCGUUUUCUACUCCUCUUGUCUGGGUUGAGUCAUGGCGGAGCCUCCGGUUCUCCUGUGGGGCUCUGAAGUGGAGGAGCUGCUGACUUACACCGCGCUGAUCCCGCGUUUGGAAGAAGCUCUGGCUAAAUUCUCCGCAGGAGACAGAGCUGAAGUGCUGCAGCCUGUGCGCACCACAGUGCCGCUGAGCAAACACCGCGGGUUCAUGGGGCUGAUGCCGGCCUACAUGGAGAACGAUGGGGUCCUGAGCACAAAGAUGGUGUGUUUCUACAACAGAGAGCCUGGUUCCACUUUACCAGCCACUCAAGCCACCGUGGUGCUGCUGGAUCCUGAGUAUGGUAACGUAAAGGCUGUCAUGGAUGGUGAGGCCAUCACAGCCAUGAGAACGGCCGCGGUCUCUGCUAUCUCUGCCAAGCUGUUGAUGCGUCCAGAUGCAGAGGUGCUGACCAUCUUGGGCACUGGCAAACAGGCUCUGAGUCAUUACAACGUCUUCACUGAAAUAUUCUCCUUUAAAGAGGUGCGUGUGUGGAGCAGGUCCAGAGAGAGAGCAGAGAUCUUCAGCAGAUCCGUUUGCGGUCCUGUGAUGGUGUGUGCCUCAGUGGAAGAGGCGGUGAAGGGAGCGGACGCCAUAGUGACGGUGACCAGGAGUACUGAGCCAGUGCUCCUCGGUCAGUGGGUCAAACCAGGAGCCCACAUAGCAGCAGUAGGAGCCUGCAGGCCGGACUGGAGGGAGCUGGAUGACGCGUUAAUGAAGGAGUCGGUCGUCUAUGUGGACAGCAGAGACGGCGCGAUGAAGGAGUCUGGUGAUGUCAUCCUCUCUGGGGCGGAGGUGUUUGCAGAGCUUGGAGAAGUUAUUAAUGGGACUAAACCUGCACAGAGAGAGAAGACGACUGUGUUCAAAUCCCUUGGAAUGGGAGUUGAGGACGCAGCAUCUGCAAAGGUUGUAUUCGAUCAAUGGAAAGACAAAAACAGCAACCCACAAAGUGGCCUCUAAUAUCAGCUUCUUUUUUAUGGCCACUACAUAACUGUUAUAACAUAAGAAUGAUUUAGAUAAGAAUAGAUUCAGCUGCAAGGAUUUCAUAUAUACACGGUGCACUUUAAAACAUCAAUAAAAGGUUUUUACUACAACACACACAUUUCAGGUGACAUUAGGUGCUUUAAUGAACUGGACUGUGAUCACUUUUGUUUACAUUAGCUUCUAAUUUUGUCCUCACAUGCAACUGACAUUGGUUUAGUUAUUGACUAGUCAUGUUUGAAUUUGACUUGUUAGAUUGUAACACAGUAAAACCACAAUGUAACCUUUAAUUUCAGUGGUUAGCAAGUUUGCUCAUGUUAGCUUCUAACUUUGUCUUCACAUAUAACUGACAUUCAUUUAAUUAUUGACUAUGAUGUUUGAAUUUAGCUUAUGUUACAUUAUGACUAAACCACAAGGUAACCUUUAAUCUCAGGUUGGUUUUUUUGUGACUGCCUCAUGUUAGCAUGUUUGUUCAUGUUAGCUUAGACCUUUGUCUUCACGUACAACAACAGACAUUCGUUUAAUUAUUGACUAAUCGCGUUUGAAUUUGACUUGUGUUCAAUUGUGACUAAUAAAUGUCCUGUUUAUUUAAA
Solea solea (common sole) is the source of this 1665-nucleotide messenger RNA. It is a transcript of the gene crym, whose product is annotated as crystallin, mu. NCBI's taxonomy places the organism in Eukaryota, Metazoa, Chordata, Actinopteri, Pleuronectiformes, Soleidae. Bases 92 to 1051 code for a protein of 319 amino acids. The record is from RefSeq and is a predicted model, not a curated record. Gene Ontology annotation, biological process: thyroid hormone metabolic process. Gene Ontology annotation, molecular function: thyroid hormone binding. The transcript has 8 exons. Gene Ontology annotation, cellular component: cytoplasm.